UCAAGAGAAAUUGUGUAUACUCGUAUAUAGUACGAACACGAACCGUGAAGAAAUAAUAUUUUUUCGCUUUACUACUCUUGCAACUUUCCAUUGAUAUUGUGUUUUCGCGUAACUUUAUAAUCACAUUUAGGUCUGUCCAAUUUUUCUCUUUGACUUGUUUUUUGCGUAACUUGGUGCCUUCGAUCGGCGAUAGAUUGUAGAGAGAGAGAAAAAGAGUAGAUGCACAAUGUGUAUUGAAAAAAAAUUGCGAAUUCUCUCUCUCGUUUCUAUCUAUAAAUUUGAAACGAUAUUUUAACAGUCAAAAUUUGAUUUUGUGGUUUCUAUUAUUCGUAUGUGAAAUAUCUAUGAGGCACGGAAAUUCUGUUACAUUCUGACUGCUCCAUGAAUCUCUAAAUCGUAAGAUCAAAUAUGUAAUAUUAUUCCCGUAGAUUAAUUCGAUAUUGAAUUAAUUCGAUAUCGAGUAUACUCGAAUGCAAUGAUGAGAUACCUAAGAAAAGCGGCCGGUUUCCGAUGCAUCCUGCGCGUAUAAUUCGGAUAAACGAACGAUAUCGUCGGUAAACAGAAUCCUCGCAAGAUACAUCCCAAUUAUAAACACAAAUCACUAUUCCAAAGUUAGGCAUCAGGUCAGCCGCGCUAUAGACAAACAGUAACAUCCUGUUCGAUCUCUACGCUCAUUAGCACCGACCGUUGUGCAUCGGUAAACCGGAACCUCUGUGUUAUCCCACUAUCUAUCUAUCUAUCUAUCUACCUAUCUAUCUAUCUAUCUCCCUCUGUGUACAUCUCUUUACGACGAUCGAUUGGCGAAACAUGCGUAUGUAGUGUGUCGGCAACUUCCUCCGAAGAGCGUGCUCUGUCGACCAGCGUCUCGACGCCGCGCCGGACGACGCUAGGGACUUGCAGCGCAAACUCGGCAACAAGUUGCAUUUAAAAUCCGCAUCCGGCGUCUGUAGGAGUAGUUGCACGGCAGUUUCGUCUCUUUUCUUCUCCUCCCGUUCGCCUCCUCUUCGUCCACCGUUGCUACCGGAAACUCCGUCAAAUCGCCGAGUAUUCUCGACUGAUUCGGGCUAUUCAGACAAGAGCUCGCCCGAGAUUCUCUCGUCCGCUCGGCCCCAGGAUUAUUCCUGAAAUUCGUUAUAAAUUCAUUCGAGUGUACUACGCGGGUCGUAUUGCAUUCGAGACUGCCUUGACAACCUUCUCACUCUCUUGACAGCUAGUAAUUAUUAAUCGGAUUAGCUCGCUCGUUUUAGGAGGAAGGAGAACGGAGAAGAAACGUGGAUAUUGGUUAUUCGUCUAUAUUUUUGGGAGAGUCGCGACGUUGUCUACUUUAUUCAUACGCUCUAGCAAUUUUUAUACGCGCUCAUUAAUUCAGCUCUGCAUUUACGGUAAGCCGACCGUUUAGAAGCGCACCGUUUUCUUUGCAAACGUGAAUUAAAAGGCGUUGCACUUUGACUUACGACUUCUUGCGACGAGAAAAUCCAGUUAAGGAGCGGGCCACGUGGAAUUACCGGAAUUUCUCGACCGAAAGCUUCGAAGAUGAAGAGCACUCGACUCGCUACUGAACGAGCGCUUUUAGCACCUUAUAGGAAGAAGAGAAUUGUCGGCAAGAUCGUCGUCGAUCGCCGAAGAAGCUGGGUGAUAAUUACGAGUCGAAUUCAUGGACCGUCGAGCGAUGGAUUUUGUGUUGCUACUACUCGUGAUGCUGCUGAAGCAAGAGGUCGCUGCUCUGAAGCUACUUCAAAUAAAUGUCCCAGCGUACAUCUUAAAGGCAGGACUGCGCUUCUGGAAUGCAAAUACGAUCCAGGGGCAGACCAUCUCUAUGCUAUUACAUGGUAUAAGGACCACGAGGUAUUCUACAAAUAUAUACCUAAAGAGAAAGAAGGCUACACCUAUUCUGUCAGUGGCGUUAAAGUUGACAAAGAACAGUCGAAUGACGAGAUAGUAGUAUUACAAAACGCGAGCCUUCACGCCAGCGGCAAAUACAAGUGCGAAGUUAACGCGGAGGCGCCGAACUUUAACUCAGUUAGCGGCGAGGCGAACAUGGAGGUCAUAGCGAUACCUCAGGAGAGGCCAAUGAUAACGGGAGAGGAAAAGGUGUACGCGAGUGGCGACGUGCUCGCACUGAAUUGCACCAGCGGCAAGUCCAAUCCUGCGGCGAAACUUAAAUGGUUCGUUAAUGGCGAGCAGGUGAAAUCCGAUUCGGAAAUGGUGUUCGAGCAACACGGACUGUACUCGACGAUAUCGAGUUUGCUGCUCGAGCUGGAGCCGGGUCAUCUCGCAAGCGACAAGAUAAACGUCAGGUGCGAGGCGACGGUGCGGUCGAGUCACGACAUCGACGAACCGUUCGUGGACACGCGCAACACCGAGGUCUUCGUUCGAGGUCUCGCCACCCUGACGACACCUUCGCUAUGUCUGCUGGCGGCAGCGGUCCUGCAACGAUUUUUGUUGCCCGUGUAGAUCCUUUGAUGAGGGGAUCGGAACGAUUCUAAUAGCAGAGAGAAAACAGGGAGAAAGCUGUUAACGGGAGAAAAGAAAGGCGAGAGGCAACAAAAGUUUCGUGGUGAAAGACAAUCAUAUCUUAAUACGAAGCGAACUGCGACGAGAAAAAUCGGAGGAUAUAAUUAGUUAGAUUUAUGAAUCGUUAUUGUGUAACAGUGAAUGAUCCUCGUGAUUUUUACGUCGCGGCGCCUUCUCGUUAAACCGAAGAAUCGAGCUGGGCGAGUAUCGUCGAUUUGCUCGUCUUUGUUCUCGAAAGAUAAUAUCUCUUGCCCAUCUCCCCGACACACAUAAUCUUAGAUAGUUUAAUUAAUCGCGGAAGAAAGUACGCGAUAUAUAAUCAAGUGGACACAUCCACCAAGUUCUCGCACGUACGAAGAACUCCUCGGCGAGCAUCGAUUCCGUUGGAGUCGAUAUCUGCGUCAUGACUCGUGAAAUAGAUUCGAAUCGGCCGCAUUCGGGGAUUCAAACUCUCAAUAAUGUGAGAAAACUUUUCUAACUUUUCAUCUCUCAGUGAUAUUCUUGAAGAAUAAACUUUUUUCUUUUACAUUCCUAAAAUAAAUUUUAAAUUAAAUUUGACAAAUACAUUCAAUUAUAAAAUAUAUUCAAUAGAAAUGCAUUAAAAAUGUAACGUGACCAACGAAACUAGAAAUUUUUUUUUUAUUUGUGAGUUUGAUCCCCAGAAAUUUUUAUCUUCCACGUAUAAUUUUUCUAAUAAUCCAAAGAAAGAAGAGAUCAAUUGGAGUUAUAUGAACGAGAAACAAGAUUUUUCGUCGAAAACAAGGUAAGAAGAAGCAUUUUACUGCCAGAAAUAACAUUAGCGAAUGAUCGUGAAAUUAAAAGGUUGAGAAUAUAACGAGCUAGAAAUGCAUUCGACACUUUAGAUAAUGGCGUAUAUUGAUUCCCAUGUGCAAUUUUCAUUACGGUGCAACACCUUUGACAUUUGCAGUAUUUUUUAAACGAAAUAUUAAAUAUGUAAAUUUUAUGUUUCGUAUUUUUGUACAAUUUAUUUCUCGUUUAUAUUUGUCAGAAAUUGUACUCGAAAGAAUCAUCUAAAUGAAAAUCUGAAAACGGAAAUAACAAUGUAUACGAACAAAAUAUCUCGGGGAAAUAGCUUUAAAAAUAGAAUAUUAUCUUUUGCAAUAGAUCAUAUAACUUUUAUCAUGCAAAUUUUUGUUAUAAAUUGAUAUUUUUCUUUAAAUUCAUAAAAUUGUGAAAAUAUUUGUUGCGAAAAAAAACCGUCAAGGAUGUUGCACCGUAAGAUUCGAGAAUCCUCUCGACGUGAUAUCGUUGUCAGUGAUAACGGGCGCAGCAAUUGUCGUCGGGAUGCAAUCAUUAUUGAUUGUAUCAUGCAGCGACCGAGUGUAAAUAUAUACAUUCCCUAGAUAGACACGUUUUCAUCGAACCUCGUUGUAAGCUUCCUUCAUUAUAAUUAUAACUUUUAAUUGGUACGUGUAAAAUUAAUGUAAGAAGUCAAGAAGAAACUCGGAUAUCCAAUUGCAUAGAAACUCCUUCUCUUCUUUUAUUGCGUACGAUACAAUACAAUAUUACGCCCAACCCGCUUGAAUAAAUAAGCACGACAAAAAAUAUUUUGCCUACUAGGAUAAACAAAAUGCUGAACAGAAUCGUAUUUAUAUGAUACGGAAAAAAAUAUGAUAGGUCUUGAAAAAAUAUUGAUUUAUUAUUAUCAAAAUGCAUACUUAAAUUUUUCUAUCUUUCUCAUUUUGCAUCUAUUUUUCUAACUUAUUUAAAAAUUAUUCAAGAGUUAUUAAAGUUCUUAAAAUAUGCGAAUGUUAAAAGAAUUUCUAAUUGUUGAACCGCGUAGAUUUUUUUUUAUUUUUUAGUCCAACGUUUCAUGAACAUUUUAGCUCACUUCAUAAGGAAGGAACAGCCUGAUACUGAACUCUUCUUUGUCAGAUUUCCUUUUAUAUGGUGAUGGAGUCGGAUUUCUUAUAUUCUUUAUAUGAAGUCUGAAAAGUUUUUAAUUGUGUAAGUAGUGUCGGUGAGGGGUUCUCGGCGUGUUGGUUUUAUGAAUUUUGAGAAGGCAGAAAUAUAGUCUGGAAGUCAUCAGAUUUUUUGAGAUUAAGGUAUAGUUUUUUGUCUAAUAAUGUUCUUUGUAAAAGAUUUGUUAUUUAGAUUUUUAAAGAUGAAAUAGGGUCUUUCCUUACUUUUUGAUAAAUCGUCUCUAAAGACUUGCUACAUUUUCUCAUAGUAUUUUUUCUCCAUUAUUACUGUUGUAUUAAAAACAGUAAUUUUGCAUGCUAUUAUAAAUGGAUUCUGUGCAUUAUAAAAAAUUAUGUAUAUACGAUUAAGUGUACAGCAGAAGUCGACAUCGUUCGCGCAAAUCUCCGGAGGUGUUUGAAUAUUUGAUCGAAUCGGUCUCAGAAGCGCUUCUCGCUAAACUUUAAUGAGCGGUUUCUUAAUCGCAUAAUCUCUUGUAUAUGAAUAUCCUCUCACCUGAAUGUAUGAGACUUAACGUCCAACCGCUAGAUCCGCUUCGCUGAGACAUCGAUGUCGAAUAAAGAGGAUUUCUCGUUGAUGCUCGCGUUCCUUACGGGAAAACCCGAUGUGUGAUAUACUGUUAUAUUUAUUAUGCGAUACACGCGAUGUCGAUUCGUCGAUCGUGGCGACACACGACUGUACAUAUAUAGAUAUGCGAGACACGCAAAAACAUAUCGCGGCGCGCACACUCGGAAUGCGGCAAUGUAACAACUAUUAAUCUCGGGUGAAAAAAUAACGCAUUUCCAUGGAGAGUCCUGUAUAAAUAUCUACGUCAGCUGUGUGUACGUUGAACUUUGCAAAUUAAUCGGCUUACGCGCAUGAAUCAUAUUUUCCGAUCGUUCGCGAUCGUUGAUGGCGGCCGCUACCGUUUCGUGUGUAUAUGUUUAUGUAUGUGUUUACAUAAUAAAAAAAAUAAACACUUCACGCAGCUCUCGUUACAACUCUCGUGUUCGUUUCGCAUUUUCUGCCCGUACGAUCUGGCUGGUAUCAAACGCAUAGGAUAAACAGUAAGGUAAAUAGAUACUCUUCUUAACUUUUCAUAUGGCUAUGAUUGAUGUAGAAAUCAUAUUUUCAAUUUAAUAAUUUUUAGGCAUUUUCGUUAGCCAUCCUGUCAGUUUCUUCUAUUUAGACUUUUCCACAAUAAAGAAACUUUGUAUACCGGAAUAUCCUGGAGGCAUCUUUUGUCUUUUAGAUAUUGUGCUAUUUUUGUUGGUGGUUCAUACAGUUUUGAUGUUUGGAAGAAGAAUGAUGGGUAUUUUUCCAUCUUUUGUUCGCUCUUUCGAUUUGUUUGGUCUGUGUAUUGAGGGCUUUUUUAAUUUGAUAUUUUUUUAAAUUAUUUUGUUUAUUUGUGUUAUCGUGUAAAUCAUUUUGUUCGAGUGUGUUGUCUUAGUUCUUUAAAUGCCAUCUUGAUCGUUUACAAGAAUGAUAAGUUAUCAUACAGUAUUAAGCUGUUCCUCCUUAAAGUAAGCUGAAAUAUUUACGAAACAUUGGAAUGAAACGAAAAAUUUAUGCGAUUUAAAUCCGAAAACCAAUUCUAAAAUUCUUCGCGGUAUUAAAUAUUUUGGAAGAGAAUCACAACGAUUGGCGAUAAAGUGUGAACAUAAAAGUAUUAUAUAUUAUAAUAUAUUAUAGACACAUAUUCGCAGAAACGACGUUACGUUAUUCACUUUGUUUCGGUUUCCUUCGCCAUGCAUUUUUAUCGACAACAAUACGCAACAAAUACGACCGUUAAGCUCUUCCAGUUUCACGCUUCUCUUCUCAGAAUCGAUAGCUUCCCUACAUAACGGCAACAAGGUCCCGCGAUCAUAGGAUUGUUCGCAGUAUACGCCGCGUUUGUACGAGGAGUCGCGAGAACCUGUAAAAAGGAAUGCGAGUGCGCAGCCGUUCGUUUAUAGCAAUUUCAGACCGCCGUAAAUCGCGCCGGAAUGCUGUUGCGCGGUUUAUCGGUGAAUGUUGAAUCUCGAGUGCCGAGCGAAACGCGUUUUCGGCGGAGAUAAAAUUUGUGAGAAAAAAGAACGAAUAUAUAUAUAUAUAUAUAUAUAUGAUUUUUCUUUUUUAUUACGAAUUAUUACGGCGCGCGUGUGGAAAGUUCGCGCGAUCGUGGUGUCUCUUUGACAUGCAAAAGACCUGUCGGAACUUUCGCAAGCGGGAGGUAAAGUUUCGAGCGCGAGUUUAUCAUUAAUUCUCCGCAACGUGCUACAUCAUGGCUUAAAAAGAUGACACGUCAUCGCGACAGUACGAAAGAAUAUAUAUAUACAUAUAUAUAUAUAUAUAUAUAUAUAUAUAUAUAUAUAUCGUAUUUAAUUACGUAUAAUAGUACAUCACUCCGAAUAUUCAUUUACUUGAAUUUUUUCCUUUUGCGAUACCUUAUUAAGAAUCGAGAGCAAGCAGGUGGCUAUAUAUUUGAGAGAAUAAUUUUAUACACAUAAAACCAUCGUUAUUCAAAUAAUAAAGAAUACAGACUCUUUUCUCAAAUACGCGCAUACACACUUCAUUAAUAUUAAUUAAAAACUGCAAACACAAGUACGGGUCAUUAUGAAGGAUGAUUAAAAAGUAAUAAGAGUAAACAAAACAAUCAUUUUGAUCGUGCUAGUUCAUUAACUCGUACAAAUCAAGUUUUACAUAUAAUAUUAUUACACAUAUAAUUAUUCCCAUUUAGUUUUAGCAAACAACAAUUUUUUUAACGCGAUCGAUCGGACGUUUUUAAUAUAGUAAUUGAAAUCUUCAUUGAUACGAUAAAUCCCAAGACAAAUAACGAAGCAUAAAAUCUAUAUUAUUUCCAUUGUCAUAAUUUUCGAGCUCCAAUUAUCACGCUUUGCUAUAUAAUUAAUGAGUUUUGCCGCAUGAUUAACCAUAUUUGACAAAAAUUGUAUAUAGCUGAUACGUCUUUUGCGAUUGCGACAGAACGUGAGAGGCACUUUACAUUUACAUAUUACGGCGAAGCAGGCUUAGCUUUUCAUUUGCUUUCAAGUGUCGUUGGGCGGCAGUAUGUUUUGCGACUUAUCGAGGACAUAUCUCCGAUAUUUACGGCGGUGUUGGCCGAGCGAGAAUUGUACAUAUACCCUGUAUAUACCUGCGUUGUAAUGUAUAAUAAUAAAUUGCUCGAGGGGACAAAGGACUUCGUACCCCGGAAGUCUCGUGCGUGAUUAAACGGACGCGAGUUGUCAAUUUCGCAUCCGAUGAAAAAGAUAGCGGAAGUAUUUAGCCAUAUAUUGUGUGGAAGUGUUCAAACGGCGCGUCUCGAGAUAAAAAAAAUAUCAGGGACAUCGCCAAUACAGGUAAAUAAGAAAUAAUAAAUACAUUGACGCAAAAGCGCGCCCGUAUCUUCAUUCUUGCGAGGCGCGCGAGAUGUAGUUAUUAAAGGAAAAAAAAACGACGAUAUACUCGGUGUUAGCUUUCAGUUGUAACGAGCUUGUGGACACACACAGAUACACACACGGUAAAAAAAAUGAAAAUGCGGAAACAAAUAUAUGUACCUUUAUGCCUGUUUUUAAAACGGUAAUCGCGUGUUCCGCUCUGUCGAGAGAUAUAUCGAUAAAUUUACGAGAAAAAGAUUACGUUCUUAUGUGUAUGGCCUAAUGUAUAUAUCUCGCGAAUUUAGUAAUAAAUCAUAUUUCAUUAUA
Nylanderia fulva is the source of this 8117-nucleotide messenger RNA. The record is from RefSeq and is a predicted model, not a curated record. Lineage: Eukaryota; Metazoa; Arthropoda; Insecta; Hymenoptera; Formicidae.